AUGACAAUUGCAAAUCGACGUGUCAACAUGCAAAGAAUGCAAAAUGUUCUCCUUAUUUGGUUAGACAUCAAUAUUAAUGUUUAUGAUGUUGAUUGUAAUGAUAAGAUGAAGCAAUUGAAACGUGUAGUUAACAACCUAAACACAUUUACAGAUGAUAAACAAUGUCUUGAAUUUAUUCAAAAAAAUACUAACAACAAAAUAUGUAUGGUUGUUUCUGGUUCACUUGGAAAACGUAUUGUGCCUCAUGUGCGUGACAUAUCCCAAGUAGACAGCAUUUUUAUUUUUUGUCACAAACAAGAUUUGUAUAAACAAUUGGCCGAUGGAUGGUUUAAAAUAAAAGGAGUCUUCACAGAUAUAACAUCAGUCUGUGAAGCUCUUAAAAAAGCUGCUCGCCAAUGUGAGCAAGAUGCUACAUCAAUCAGCAUUGUAGAACCAAACAAAACGGAUCAAUUAGAUCCAUCAUUUAUGUAUUCUCAGGUCUUAAAAGAGAUCUUGUUAACCAUUGAUUUCGAAGAAAAACACAUUACAGAAUUUAUUCAAUAUUAUCGUGGAACAUUAGCUAAAAAUAGUAUUGAUUCUCGUACAAUUGAAGAAUUGAAAGGCUAUCGUAAACAACAACCUAUUUGGUGGUAUAGCUCUAAAUGUUACUUAUAUUUAAAGCUCAAUGAAGCAUUAAGAUUAGCCUAA
Molecule: messenger RNA, 687 nt
Organism: Adineta steineri
Lineage: Eukaryota; Metazoa; Rotifera; Eurotatoria; Adinetida; Adinetidae
Source: the annotation of a GenBank genome assembly